GCUUGCGCAGAUCCUUCCUCUCAGGAACGCGCACAGCUGCAUGCUUGUCUCACCUGUGAUGGAUUUAGAAGAAGCUUUGAAGCUCGUCGGAGAGUUUGGGCCCUACCAGAAACGAGCGGUGGCUGUCCUCGUCCUGACUCAGGUGUACAUGGCCUGUCAGUCCAUGCUCAUCGUCCUGGUUGGUUUUACACCGGAGUACCGCACCGAGCAGCAGCAUCAGCAGCAGGACGGCGUCCCUGUAAGCCAGCACGUCACCUUUACAGAGAACGUCGACUCCAUCGUGACUGAGUGGUUCCUCAUCAAGCAGCAGGCCUACAAGGUCAGCCUCGCCGGGUCGCUCUUCUUCGCCGGGCUCCUAAUCGGGAACGUCGUCUUUGGGCCUCUCUCGGAUAAGAUUGGCCGGAGACCCGUUUACCUGACAGGCCUGUUCUUUGAGGUCGUCUUCGGCUACGUGACCGCCUUUGCGCCCAGCUAUGAGGUCUUCGCUGCCUCUCGUUUCCUGGUGGGGCUGAUGAACGGCGGCAUCGGACUCGUUUGCUUCGUGCUAACGCAGGAGUACGUGGGCAAGUCCUACUGGGCCAUGACGGGGACGCUGACCAGCAUGACGUUUGCCGUCGGCAUCGCCCUGUUCGGCGCCCUGGGCUACUUAAUCCAGCCGUGGAGGAGCUUGGCGACGGCGGCCAACUCGUCCGGCGUGCUCUUCUUCCUGCUGUCUGUCACUCUUCCAGAGUCCCCUCGUUGGCUGUACUCCCAGGGCCAGGCGGAGCGAGCUGAGGAGGUCCUGCGUUUUAUGGCGAGCAGGAACGGCAACGCCGUGAAGCACCUGAUGCUGCAGCGCGUCGGCGUCUCUAAAGCCGGUAACCACAAAAGCCGAGGCGCCGGCGUCCUGCAGCUGAUCAUCCACCCGGUGCUCCGCCUGCGCACGAUGGUGCUCAUGUAUGUGUGGCUAAUCUUUAGAGAAAACCUCUCUGUGGUGGAGUCCCGGCUGUCGGGCUGCUUUCACCUCUUAACAAACUCUCAGUUUGAGUUUGUGUUGGCAGGAGCUUUGCUGAGUGUGACGUCGUUGGCGCUUGUGGGAAAACUGAUGGUCAGCGCAGCGUUCAACAUCGCCUACGUCUACACGUCCGAGCUCUACCCCACAGUCAUCAGGCGGGCCCUCCAUACCUCCAUGCCCUUCACCGUGUUCUGUCUGAGCGGCCUGUCGGCGGGCUGUUUGGGCCUCCUGCUGCCGGAGACUCUGAACAGACCAGCAGCAGAGACGCUGGAGGAGCUGGGCAGCCCGGGGCUCGGCCGCGUGCUGGAGAGCAAGCCUCUGUUGUACGAAGAUGAAAGCUGUGCAUCGACCCACAAAUAAAGCCGGCGGCCUCGUCUUCAUCGCUCAGAACCGCAAACUGUCCCGUUAGUUAACGGUUUCUGAGCCGCCGUUCGCUGCAGGAAGCGAAGACGUCGUCAGCUGACCUCGUAGGAAGACGCAGCGUCGCGGCCGAUUCCUGAACGCUGCGGUGGCGAAUUUAGAGACCGAGGGCUGAGAGUCAUGAUCCGCUUUACAUUCCAGAUCCUGACAAGAGGGACCAAGAAGCUUUGACAGCUCCUGAAGCUUGACAGCCUUUCCUCCAGUGACGCUUUUAGACUUCUGCUGCUUCAGGAGGAAAAGUGUUAAAGACUCUCCACACCAGAGGAACCAGCUUACAGUCACUACAGUUUACACAAUCAGAUUAUUUAUGUCGGCUCUGAUUUUCUUCCAGGAACUAUUAUCAUUAUGUUUACUCUGAUUUAACGUCAGGAAAAAGAUCUAAAAGAAAGUCAUGAAAAGUUUCUCUGUGGUCAGAAACGUCCACGUUUCACGCUCAGACGAUCCAUCAGCUUCUCUUACCUCGAUUUAUUCAAACACAAAUAAAAACCAGGCUGGUUUAAUUUAA
Molecule: messenger RNA, 1919 nt
Organism: Neolamprologus brichardi
Lineage: Eukaryota; Metazoa; Chordata; Actinopteri; Cichliformes; Cichlidae
Source: RefSeq, a predicted model, not a curated record